AUGGCGACCAACUGGCAGCCGCCAUUCGGCCUGCCCUUUCCUCCAUUCCCUCCUCCUCAACAGCAGUCGCAGGCGCAGCCGGAUGCCCAGGACGCUCCUUCCGACGCGUACCAGCCGCCGCCCGCGACUUUUGUGCCACCGCCGGCCUGGAACGCUGCGAACAUACCUGGGUUAAACUUUCAGGCGCAUAACCAGAACGCCCAACAGCCACAGUUCGCCUCUGCAUGGCCAGCCCACUUCCCCACACCGGAACAGCUUGCCCAGUGGAACCAGAUGCAGGUGGAUAUGCAGCAGCUUCCCUUCAUCAUGAUGCAGAACCCACCGCCGAUUCCUGGCCUCCGACUUGCCUCGAACGCGCCGUCUCAGCCACCCUUUCUAGGUGCCACACCCGCACAUCCUUUCCCCGCGCUGCCACCGCACCUCGUUCCCGCGCCUACAAAUGCCGAUCACGUUCCGCAAGCUGUCCAGAACGACCGCAUCACCGAUGUUACGGAAAGCGACAAGGAAGAGGGAGAAGUCAGCGAAGGGUCCCGUUCUCCAGCCGUCAAUGGCCGCACCUAUACAGAGCCCCCAAGGUCGGUCCCUUUGCCGUCAACUCGCUCUUCGAAUAAGCAGGACGUCUACAACCCGGACCAGCCCUCUGCAGGACAUACGAGCGCCAGCGCCUUGCAACACACAACAAGACCAGCCAAAAGUACUGCAGAUACCAUCACGCAGCAGCAAAGCGAUGCAAAGGCAUUUAUCAAGCUGCUGCAUAAUAACAACAUAGGAUACCACGCGCUGGCUGCUGAGGCUCUAGAUGCGAGCUGUCUACGAGAACUGUAUCGAAGCUUGAAUUUGCCCUCGGAACCCGAGCCUGUGCCGUCUGCUCCCAAGGUUAACGGCAAUGCGCCGAGCAGCUUGAGCAACGGAGACAGCGCUCCGGCUCGUCCAUCACCACCAACCGUAGGCUCCAAGCCAGUCACUGCAGUCAACACGAGCGUUCCGCCAACUAAGUCUGUCCCAUCGCCGGCCAACCGUAAAGAGUACCUCGCGCAAUUGCAAGCGGCGAAAAAGGCCAGACAGCAGGGAGGGGCGAAGCUUACUCCCCCCCAGAACACCCCGCCACCGACUGCGGCUGCUUCGAAAGGGACUACUGAGAACGGCCAACUCACAGAAGCAGAGAAGAAGGCCAAGACAACUGAACUUAUACGAAAACGUAUCGAGGCUUUGAAGAAGAACUCGUCUUCUCCCGCGGGCGCUGCACCGUCCAAGCCUUCAGUCACUGGCUCCACCACUGGUGCUUCCGCCAGUCCUCUUCCUAAAGCUGCCAAAUCAUUGCCGCCCACCCCUACUAGCUAUGCAACCCAAGCUAUUCCUCCCUCACCAUUCGGGAAUAUUCCAGGUCUGUUCAUGAACCCUUCUCAGGUUGUUCAACCCAGUCAGCCUCCAGUUACUCCUGGUUUUGCCAAACGAAAACUAUCCUUUCCCGCAACAGAUGGCACUACGCUUCAUGCUGAUAUGACUAAUCAAGCGACGGAGGUGGAUGGCAGCCAGGAUGCGACUACGACCCUGACCCAGACGACUCCCGUCCAGACUGGUUCGCAAGGUGCUCGGACUUUACCAAUGCCGUAUGGAUUUCCGUCUCGACCUGCGUCCGCAAACCCGUCCGCUUCUGGGAUGAGCACCCCAGGGCCUCAAACGCCAUCCGGUGCCACGCGUAGUCAAGAGAUGGAUGAAAAAGCGAGGAAACAGGCUGCUCUCAAAGAGCGUUUGCAAAAGAAAAUUGAAGAGCAGAAGAGACAAGCGGAGCAAAAGCGACUAGCAAGCGUGCAGGACUCCCCGAAGUCAUUGCCACAUCAGCCUUCGUUACUACCAAAACCUAGCAGUGACCAGGAAGCACCCAGGGAACCGAAGCGGCGGCGGAAAGCGGACAUUGAAGCAGAAAAGUCCGCUUUGGAUGUCGAUAUUGCUCAAAAUGCUGCCAGGUUGGCGCAGAUCACGAAGGAACUCGAGAUGCUCACUGCCAAUGACAAAAAGAUGCGACUUGACAAAGAACGACUUCAAGCAGAAUUGGAGAGUCUUGGUAUCGACACGGAAGGCAUGCCGCACGCGGAGCUCCAGGCGAAGAAGGAUGAAAUUGAACGUGAGCAGGGUGCGACUCUCGAAACGCUGACGGCCGCCACCCAUCUGCCUUCCAUAUCACCUGUGACGCAGCCACCAGCUGCAGUUACUGCGCCGAUAUCGUUAGAGACGGGGCUGAGCUCUAGAGUUGCCACUCAAUAUCUCUCGCAGUCGCCCGAGAUGUCUAUGUCUGUCCCUCAAACAGGCAUUCCUGGUCUUAACGCGUCCUUCCCUUUAGCCUCCUCGCCAUCGACUGUUACGGACACUCGCGUUACGACCAGCCAGCGGACUCCAAUGCCUCGCACUGCGCUGGCAUCUACCAUCCAAUCGGAGCAGGUCACGUUAGCGAAACAUCCCGCAAUAUCCUCCGUAUAUGGUACGACCUCCAACGGCCCAAGCAAACCAGCGACGCCGGUUGACGACGAAGAAGACUUCUAUUCUCCCGAACCCGCCGACAUUGAUCUAAAUGCCGACGAGAAUGAAAUCACGACUGGGCCCCUAGCGCUGGCUAGAUCUCCUUCAGAAGAGGGUGAAAUGGCCAUGUCAGAGUCCGAUGAAGAAGACUAUGAACCUGAAGAGGCCCAGGAGCCAUUGGCACAAGCGUUGGUCUCAAAAGCUCAUACUAUGAAGCAGAAUGCCAGCUUGGUGAACGCUCAAGUUUCGUCGUUUGGACCACCUACACCUGCAAACGAGGACGAAGACCCAUACGAGCCGCCAGAUGUUGACCAGCCAAUGGUGGACCUUGCGCCUAGUGCUUCAACCGCUGAGCUCAAUUCAAUUGCUCAGCAAGUUGACAUUGAAGAGGAAGAAAUGGACAUGUCCACUUCAUCCGACUCCGAUUCCGACUCCGACACCUCAUCAGAGUCGUCCGAAGAGGAGCCUAAUGGCCCGGCUUUCGCACCUAGUAGCAAGAAUCCGGGUUCGUCUGUGACUGUAGCUGACGAUCUAGCACCAGAAUUACAAACCGAGGUCUCAGCAGUAGCACCGGUAUCGCAAGAGCUAGCAGGACCUUCAGUGACAAAGGACUUAGCUGUAGAGGAAGAUAUUACUAACCUACGAUCAUUCGUGCCAUAUGAAAGUCCCCUCAGACUUUUCAAGUCCUAUCGUUACCACCCACGCUUUGCACAGGACGUCUCUAGCGGGUUCUUAUCCACGACGUUUAGUCACCAGAUUGAUCAAGAGAAGCCGCUCUGUGAACACGAGGCGUCAGGUCAUGAUUGCACUGACGCAGAUUGCCCGUUCCAGCAUUUCCGGGACAUGAAUAUCAGCGGUGAGAAGCUCUUGGUUCAGCUUGGAACUGCGAAUCCUGGAAAGACGCCUGAAGAGAGGCAGCGUUGGAAUGAUGGUCUGCGAGGCGUACUGAAGGACUUACGGCAGAAGAACACGAAAGACCCGAAUGGCAUCGCCAUGGAGAUCGCCAACUAUCGUCGUCAAUUCCUCCAGGAUGACACGAGAGUGGUCAAUCUAUGA
Molecule: messenger RNA, 3573 nt
Organism: Paraphaeosphaeria sporulosa
Lineage: Eukaryota; Fungi; Ascomycota; Dothideomycetes; Pleosporales; Didymosphaeriaceae
Exons: 4
Coding region: 1-3573 (1190 amino acids)
Cellular component (GO): nucleus; exosome (RNase complex)
Source: RefSeq, a predicted model, not a curated record